GGGCCUGCGGCGGGGACAGCCUCCGCUCCUGGGCCCCGUUCCUGCGCCUUGGUCUGCGCCGCGCGGCUUUUCCCGGUGGCGGUCCGGCGCCUGAGCUUUCACAGUAGUGUGCGCGCGGCGAGGAGCCCCGAGGGUGCCGCGCUCCCGAUCUGAGUGACCAGGAGCGAAGUUUUGGGAUGUGACGGGAUGAUGGACAACAAGGAUUUGGAAGCCGAAAUCCACCCCUUGAAGAAUGAAGACAGAAAAUCACAGGAAAAUCUGGGAAACAGGUUGAAAAAUGAAGAUAACUUAAAAAGCACACCUCCACAGUCCCGGCUUUCCCGAUGCCGAACUGUGGCAUUCUUUCUAUCCUUGUUUGCCUGCCUUUUUGUGGUGUUUGUUGUCUCGUUCAUUAUCCCGUGUCCAGACCGACCAGAAUCUCAGCGAAUGUGGAGGAUCGACUACAACGCGGCAGUUACCUAUGACUUUCUGGCCAUGGAAGACAUAAACAGGGAUAGGAUCCAAGAUGUUGUCUUUCUUUAUAAAAAUGCCAACGGCACUGACAAUUCCAACCAAUCCUGCGCUGAUGAAGGCUUCUCUUCUCCCUGUGCCUUCGUGGCUGCUGUGUCAGGGGCCAAUGGCAGCGUGCUCUGGGAGAGGCCUGUGGCCCAAGAUGUGGCCCUGGUAGACUGUACGGUGCCCCGGCUGUCAGACGGCAAGUCAUCUGCCUGCAUCCUUGUGGGAAGGCCCAGUUCUCUCACUGCAAUUGACCUGCUCACAGGGGGGACCCUGUGGAGCCACCCCCGCAGCUUUGGUGGGAAUGCCUCUGUCCUGAAGCCUCUGCUCCACGUGCCCGAUGUCGACGGUGAUGGGGCUCCAGACCUGCUGAUCCUCACCCGGGAGGCCAAGCAGGUCAGUGGGUACCUCUAUUCAGGCAGCACUGGGCGGCAGAUUGGCCACAGAGGCAGCCUUGGUGUGGAUGGAGACAGCAGCCCCCUCCUCCACGUCACCCGGACAGGCGCGCACUACAUCCUCCUGCCCUGUGCAAAUUCCCUGUGCGGCUGUUCUGUGAAGGGUCUCUAUGAGAGGGUGACUGGGAAAGAGAGCCCCUUCAAGAGAGACCCCCUCUGGGAGAGCAUGCUCAACACCUCUGCCCCCAAGCAACUCCUGCGCAGCUCUGGAGCCAUUCGCUACUUGGUGAGCGUCCCAGGGAAAUCUGGCCAGGACUUACUCCUUGUGAGCUCUGAGGCCUGUGUGCUCCUGGAUGGGCAGGAGCUGACACCCAGGUGGACCCUCGGUGCAGCCCAGGUCCUGAGAAAACCCAUCCUUGGCCACUACAAGCCAGACACCUUGACCGUGGUCAUCGAAAACGGAACUGGCACUGAUAGACAGAUCCUACUUCUGGACCUUGGCAGUGGGGCUGUCCUAUGGAGCCAGGCCCUCCCCAGCUUCCCUGGGGGCCCGCCAUCUGCCAGCCUGCCAACUGCAGACCACCGCUCAGCCUUCCUCUUCUGGGGCCUCCAUGAGCUGGCCAGCACCAAUGAGAUGGAGCCCAGAGUCGCCCAGCACAGUCUAUACAUGUUCCACCCCACCUUGCCCAGCGUCCUUCUGGAGCUGGUCAACAUCUCUGCCCACAUCAUUGCCUUUGACGCGCUCCUGUUUGAGCCGAGCCGCCAUGCUGCCUAUGUCCUCCUGACUGGCCCAGCGAGCCCCGAUGUGCCUGGUCUGGUCUCUGUGACCAAGCACAAGGUACGGGACCUGGUCCCAGGCAGCAGGGUGGUUCGCCUGGGUGAUGGCGGGCCGGACAGCGAUCAGGCCGUCAGGGACCGCUUCUCCCGGCUACGGUACCGGAGCUAGGUAUAGAUGGAGCCAGCUGGAGCAUGCAGGAAAGACUCCAACUGCAGAAGCCAGGCACCCUGGGAAUGGGCCCUUCCCUUGGCCUCCUACAGACCCCCCACUCCUGACCCUGGUGACGGUCUACUGGGGAGCCACAGCCUUACUGUUUGCACCCGAGGAUGUACAUGGGGUUGCCCAGGCUCCUGACCCAGCAUGCCAUGUGCGCACUGAGACUCACUGGGUUUCACUCUGUUCGAGGGUCUCAGCAGGUCAGGGUGCCCUUGCAGCCUCCAGGGCUGUAUGUGCAGAGCUCACCCUGUGGCAUGAAACCCUUGCUCUGUGCCCUGACCUUACCAGCUUCUCCCAGGCCAGAGAAGCCACUAUAGGACAUCAACUCCCAGGAGGGGAAGCGACUCCCCUGGGGGAGAGGAACAGGGAUGCAGAGUGGGGGUCCCGCCUGCUGGUGGUCAGGGGCCUGCACCACAGUUCACAGGUGUCCUUAGUGCGUCCACUCAGCCCUCAGCACACAGGAGCUGCCAUCCCUACGGAGGCCCCCCGGUCAUGGGGGCACCUCCCGCCCCACUCCCUGGUGCUCACCUGAUGCAGGACUCACUCUGUGCCUUGUCACUCCUGAGGCCCAAGGGCAGCCGCUGUGCUCUGCAUGGAGCAGCCCUGCAGAGACCAGAGCCUGAGCUCUGUAGGAAAGAGCCUGAUGACGCCAGUCACAGCAGAAACUACAGAAUAAACCUGCACUGUGUAGAAGAGCCCUGGUCUGGUGUGAGCCUGCCAUCCACUGUCUGCUCCGAGAAGCAAAGCAGGAAUUUACAGGCCCAGCAGUCUCCACAUAACCUGGGAAAGGGGCCCUAGGGUUUGAGAACUGCUCCACGACAGGGAACCAAGCCCCAUGUAAGCUGUGUCCCUUGUCCUCCAUGACCCUGGGUCCAGCAGAAGCUGCAGCGCAGGGGCUGGGUGAGCACCUGCUGCCACUGGGGCAGGGCAGGCCUGAGAGGGGCUUCAAGGAGGUGCCAUGUGGCCUGGGAAUGAGGAGCCCUCAGGAGCUGGCUGUGGUUUCAGCACUACUCUGGUCUCAUAGCUGCUCAGAUAGCCUUGCUCCUCCUCCUCCAUGGGAAGUUCUGGGGUGGGGAUGUGGGGUUGAGGUUGAACACGGGGUGUUGUGCUGGGAAGCAGAUCCCCUGUCCUUGAGAAAUAAAGGCAACCAACCCAACUGCAGGCCUUGAGCACAGAGGGCUAUAGGAGGGGCUACAGGGACACUGGCAUAUAUGAAAGCUGCCAGGGCAGAGAGAGGGUCUACCUGGGGACUUCCGUAGAGCCAGCCUGGGGUGGGCACUCUGCCGUUCACCUGGUGACUGCUAAGGACAGGAAGUCUGUUCACAGGUUCCCUCCAACCACACAGUCUUUGCCUCCUAGACUUCUUACCAUGCCACUCAGGGUCCUGGAGACUCUGCCCAUUCUGUGCCCCUUGCAACUUGAGGGCCUUAGAGCAGGCUGGGAACAGCUGCCCCAGGAGAUGUUCAUGCCAGGAGCCCCUCCCAUGAGCAGCUUCCUUGGCAGUUCCCUCUCUCUUGGCCAGCAUCCUUACCGGCCCCUGCUCACCUUGGCCUGCCAGGGCACAGGCUGUGCCCUCCACCUCCCCAAGUCUCAGCACAGCCUGGAGCCCGAGAGUCUGGGUCCUUCCACCCUCAUCCCACACACUGAGGGAGGCCACCUUUACACCUGAACCGUGCCCGCUGACCUUUGCCUCUGGGCCAGCUCACACACACACAGCGUGUACACCACAUGCUCACACACGUGCACUCCACAGUGGGAUCAGCUUAGGGCUGAGAUUCUUUAUUUCUGUACCAGUGUACAGAAGGGGGAGGAUGUGGGUCAGCCCUGUGGGAGGGGUUGCACCUCGAAAAGAACCAGCUAUGCCUUCAGCCUAGGCCUAGGGAAGUAGGGCGCCCUUGCCUGAGUGGGAAAUAACACCAGUGGUCCAGAGGAAGUUUUGGUGGGAGGAGUGGGCACUGGCUGUCCUGAGGGAAUCGGAGCCUCCUGAUCAGAGUGGGGCGUGGAGUCGCCUGUCAAACCUUGGAAGGGUGCCACGGGUGGCUUGUGAGAGUGGGCGGGACAGGCUGGCAAGGUCUCAGCAGGAUUAGGGUCACAGGGCGGUGGAGCUGCUCCUGGGCAGGGUGGAGUGCCCAGAGGCCUGCUUUUCCUCAUCUCGUGACAGGUGUCCUAUUGUGCCAGCUGUCUUGGUGCCCUCAAGGUGGGGAAGGGCACCCAGUGCUGGCAGAAGGCUGCAGACUGCCAGGACCUCCACAUGGCCUCAGCCUCGCCUUUCAUCUGGCCAAGCUUGGCUAGUGAAACCCCUCCUGGAGACCAGUCCCUUCUGGGCAGGCAGUAGCAUGUCCGAGGGAAAGGAGGAGCUGUAGAAAGGCGGGCAAGACUGGGCCCUCUGGACGAGGGAGGAGUUGCAGAGUUCAGGAGGAGUGGCCCACAGUCGGUGUCGCUGUGGGGGUGAGCCUGAGUCCACCUAGCUCUCCCCAUCACCACCUGCAGGGCUUCCAGCUGCCGUAGCUGCCGUGGGCUCCCCAGAGAUGGGCGGCAGAGCAGGGCAGGGGCUGGAGAGCCGUGGCUUCCGCACGAAUGGGAACACCCUGUGGCAAGAAGAGGCUGGGACAAGUGGCUGGAGGGCCCUGUCCCCUCCCUGCAGGGCCUCACCACUCAGUGAGCACAGGGCACCUGAGCUCACCGUCUCUUUGUCUCCAAUGGAACCACAGCUUCGGCCAGCAGGCCCUUGUACAUGUCAGACUUGAGGAACCUCGGGUAGGAGUCCUGCAAGAGAUGGCAUCCUGGCUGGGGCUGGGCUCAGUGGUACAGCGCUUCCCUAGCACACGUGGGGCGCGGGUUCGAUCCCCGGCACCACAUACAAAAUCAAACUUAUUUAAAAAGAGAGCAUCCUGCCCUUGACGCCUCCAAGUUCUCACUCCUCAACAGGGUCCGUCCCAGCAUUGCUGGCCUUGUCCUUCCCACAGAGAGGCUGCUGGUGGCAGCCAUCCUUACCUGCCCAGCUCAAGUUGGGCAGAGCCGGGGAGGCCUGGCUCCCAUCUGGUGGGACUACAAUAAAACAGAAGACGGGCAGGAGCUGCAGUGCCCACAGGUGGAGAGGUGAACCAGGCUGGCCUCAGUAUUUUUUCGAGGCCCUGCCCCAAAAUAAAAAAUAAAAAAGGGCUGGGCUAUGGGUUCAAUUCCAGUGCCAAAAAAAUAGAAAAGAAAAGAAAGAAAAACCAAGGUGGGAAAUGGGUGUGGUAGCACACUCUGCAGCCCAAGCUGCUCAAGAGGCAGAGGCUGGAGGACCAGUUGAGCCCAGGAGUUUGGGGCCAGCCUGGGCAACGUAGCAAGACAUUCGUAAAAUUUAAAGAUGAUUUAAUUUUUAAGAUUAAUUUUAAGAACAUUUUUA
Sciurus carolinensis (gray squirrel) is the source of this 5275-nucleotide messenger RNA. RefSeq names its product family with sequence similarity 234 member A (gene Fam234a). Gene Ontology annotation, molecular function: protein binding. The coding region runs from base 187 to 1836 and encodes 549 amino acids. NCBI's taxonomy places the organism in Eukaryota, Metazoa, Chordata, Mammalia, Rodentia, Sciuridae. The record is from RefSeq and is a predicted model, not a curated record. The transcript is spliced from 12 exons.